This is a messenger RNA of Striga asiatica, 1532 nucleotides long. NCBI's taxonomy places the organism in Eukaryota, Viridiplantae, Streptophyta, Magnoliopsida, Lamiales, Orobanchaceae. The record is from the annotation of a GenBank genome assembly.
AUCGCGUUUGAGGACCAAUGCGCCAGGUCUCAAGAUGUCGACAUGAAGAGAGCCAACGGAAAAUCGCAUUGCAUUCCCGGUGAUUGGAGAAAGAAUCUGCACGGCGGCGAUCUGGUGGUUUCCGUCGAUUCUUCUGCUGCGAUGGAGUUUCACGGCGCCGGACUCCGCCGCGUGUUUCUAUUGACAUUUUGUGUCGCCGGAAUUUGGGCCGCGUAUAUUUAUCAAGGCGUCCUUCAGGAAACCGUGUCGACGAAGAGAUUUGGUCCUGAUAGGAAGAGGUUUGAGCACUUGGCAUUCCUGAACCUUGCUCAAAAUGUAGUGUGUUUGAUAUGGUCGUUCAUUUGGUCCGAUAGUGGAAAUGGCGGUGCUCCAUGGUGGAGUUAUUGGAGCGCUGGUAUUACGAACACGAUUGGUCCAGCUAUGGGGAUUGAAGCUUUAAAGUACAUUAGUUAUCCUGCUCAGGCAUUGAUGCUGAUGGGUACAUUAGUUUACGGGAUUCGGUACACCUUUCCUGAGUAUGUCUGCACAUUGCUUGUUGCUGGUGGCGUAUCCACUUUUGCACUUUCAAAGACUAGCUCGAAGACUAUAAGCAAGUUGGCGCACCCGAAUGCUCCACUUGGAUAUGGACUUUGUUUUCUGAACCUUGCUUUUGAUGGUUUCACUAAUGCCACUCAGGAUUCAAUUACUGCCAGGUAUCCAAAGACAAAUGCGUGGAAUAUAAUGCUUGGAAUGAACUUUUGGGGCACCAUAUACAACCUGGUUUUCAUGUUCGGCUGGCCAGGUGCCAUUGGGUACGAUGCACUACAAUUCUGCCGGAACCAUCCGGAAGCUGCCUGGGACAUACUCCUCUACUGUCUUUGUGGUGCGGUUGGCCAGAAUUUCAUCUUUUUGACCAUAAGCCGGUUUGGUUCCUUGACUAACACAACCAUAACAACAACUCGGAAAUUCGUGAGCAUAGUUGUGUCGUCUUUGCUAAGCGGGAAUCCCCUGUCCGACAAACAAUGGGGAAGUGUGGCUAUGGUGUUUUCAGGAUUGUCUUAUCAGAUUUACAUAAAAUGGAAGAAAAUUAGGAGGAGUCAGAAGAAGAGGAAGUCGACGUAAGCCAGAGACUGGUUGGCUUUCGAUGUGAGACGAAGAUGUAGUGAUUUUUUUUUCCCCACUUUCUCAGGGUGAGAUAUUGAUGUGGACAGUGAGGUUUUAGUGGUUAUUGACUUAUAUUGCUAGUAUAGAAAUUCACUUGGUAGUUAUAGAUUGUUAUACAAAGUAUACCACAAAUGGAUGGAAAGUUUUGGUAUGCCCUUUUUUUUUUUAGUUUUGUUUCGGUCCGCACUAGUGUAUGCAUGACAGAAGAACGGUAUUUUCUUGCUAUGGGAUUUUGCAUGAUCAAUUUGAGGCUGCUGUGUAUGGAUCAUGAAAAUAAUUGAAAGUCACAAGUAAAAGAAUGCAGUUAGGAGAAUCAGGUCGAUCGAACUCAGGCACAAGUCAAAGUUAGUUGUGGACCGUAUGCUAUACCUAGAUAAAAUAUCCAAAAA